AUGGCGUCCCGUUUGGCGAGAAGUGCUGUCGGGGCCGCCCGCCUCCGACCGACCAUCUCCGCUCCGCGCGCUGUCCUGCCCGCCGUCUCGGCCCUCGCGUCGUCGCGCAGCAGCUCGUCGACCAACGUGCCCGCGGCCGACCCCAAGUCCAAGGCCCACUCCAUCAUCGACUCACUCCCUGGCAGCAGCCUCCUCUCCAAGACGGCCAUCCUGUCGUCGGCUGCCGGUGCCUCCAUCUACGCCAUCAGCAACGAGUACUAUGUCGUCAACGAGGAGACAGUCGUCGCCUUCUGCCUGCUCAGCGUCUGGGGCGGCCUGAUCAAGUACGGUGGCCCUAUGUACAAGGAGUGGGCUGAGGCGCAGAACGCCAAGAUUAAGGGAGUCCUCAACUCGGCCCGCGACGACCACACCCAGGCCGUCAAGAGCCGCAUCGACGAUGUCCAGCAGAUGUCGAGCGUCGUCGAGAUUACCAAGUCCCUGUUCGAUGUGUCCAAGGAAACCGCCAAGCUCGAGGCUGAGGCGUACGAGCUCGAGCAGAAGACGGCACUGGCUGCCGAGGCCAAGACUGUACUUGACUCGUGGGUGCGGUACGAGGGUCAGGUGAAGCAACGGCAACAGAAGGAGCUUGCCCAGUCCAUCAUUGCCAAGGUGCAGAAGGAGUUGGAGAACCCCAAGGUCUUGCAGCAGAUCCUCCAGCAGAGCGUGGCUGACGUCGAGAAGAUUGUCGCGUCCAAGGCUCAAUAG
Lasiosphaeria miniovina is the source of this 744-nucleotide messenger RNA. RefSeq names its product ATP synthase subunit 4. Gene Ontology annotation, biological process: proton motive force-driven ATP synthesis. The record is from RefSeq and is a predicted model, not a curated record. The transcript has 4 exons. Bases 1 to 744 code for a protein of 247 amino acids. Lineage: Eukaryota; Fungi; Ascomycota; Sordariomycetes; Sordariales; Lasiosphaeriaceae. Gene Ontology annotation, molecular function: proton-transporting ATP synthase activity, rotational mechanism.